AUGGGAGAAAUUUCAUUCAGGGCUGCCUCUAAGCAGUAUGGAGUUCCAUUUUCCACUCUGAGAGACAAAUACCACGGGAGAAGUUCAGUUUAUGAUGCCCGCCCUGGUCCCAAGACCUAUCUUACCAGAGGGGAAGAAAAUAAACUCGUAGAAUGGGCUAAAGGAAUGGCUCGCAUUGGAUUUGGGCAAAACAAAGAUGGAAUCCAAGAUGCUGUGAAGAAAUUUCUGGACAAGGAAGGACGCAAAACACCAUUCAUUGGAAACAGGCCAGGAGAAAAGUGGUGGAGGGGCUUUAAGAGGAGACACAAAGAUCUCGUCUUUAGAAGACCUCAGGUCAUUGGGAAGGAAAGGGCCGUCGUGUCAAACGCUCGCAUCAUUAAGUGGUUCGACGAAUUCAAACAAUAUAUAAAGGAUCAGAAUGCGGAAUCGAUUCUGUCGGAGCCGAGGAGGAUAUUCAACACAGACGAAAGUGGUUUCGCCCUUGGCGGCCGCCAAAGAGAUCGCGUCUUGGCAGGAAGAGGGGAGAAGAGAAUAGCUGAAUUCAAAAACUCCGACAAGACUCAAGUCACAGUGUUGGCGGCAGUAUCUGCAGAUGGCGAAUACCUUCCUCCAAUGAUAGUUUUGCCUGGACGGCAACACGUGGACAGGGACUAUCAAGGAGCACCAAAGGGAACCCUCUUUGCAAGAACGCAAAACGGAUGGAUAGACGCCGGGAGUUUCUUCAGUUACGUUGCGAAUGUAUUUCAUCCUUACGUACUCCAAAAAAGGAUACCUAGGCCGGUGCUCCUAUUAGUCGACGGUCUCGCAGCACACCAGACCUUGCAAGUUGCUAGUUUUUGUAGAGAGAAUGAUAUAAUCCUGUAUCGCUUUCCACCUCACGCAACCCACAUCCUACAGCCUUGCGACUUAACGGUUUUCCGAUCCCUUAAAACGGAGUGGUAUAAGGCAGAAAGAGCAUAUCGGUUUGAAAAUCCUGGAGAUUAUGUCACGAAAUCUACCUUUGCAAGGGUCUUCAAGAAAGCUUGGAGUGAAGUCACAAGAAAGCCCCACGUUGCCAAGAAUGGGUUUAAGGUGGCUGGACUGUAUCCAUUCACAACACAAUACAACACCGACAUGGAGAGCUCAGCUGCAAACUCCCAGCAACCGGCAGCUCCUCUUAAUCAACCAUCAAUCGACGGCCCAUCACAUGAGAGGAGUUCUCUUCACCAAACAAUGUGUGAUGACUCGCAAAGCUCGAGUCCUCGACCUCCGUCUUCUCCACCUACAUUUGCUGGUCCAUCGUGUCCUAGCACGUCUCCAUCGCCUCCACCUACAUUUGCUGGUCCAUCGUGUAGCACGUCUCCAUCGCCUCCACCUACAUUUGCUGGUCCAUCGUGUAGCACGUCUCCAUCGCCUCCACCUACAUUUGCUGGUCCAUCGUGUCCUAGCACGUCUCCAUCGCCUCCACCUACAUUUGCUGGUCCAUCGUGUCCUAGCACGUCUCCAUCGCCUCCACCUACAUUUGCUGGUCCAUCGUGUCCUUGCACGUCUCCAUCGCCUCCACCUACAUUUGCUGGUCCAUCGUGUCCUUGCACGUCUUCAUCGCCUCCACCUACAUUUGCUGGUCCAUCGUUUCCUAGCACGUCUCCAUCGCCUCUACCUACAUUUGCUGGUCCAUCGGCUGGCUGUUGCCCUCGGACUCACUCACCUGUACAACCAGCACCACGACCGACGAACGAAGAUUUUGUAAGUCCAACCUUGGAUCAGUUUAUCCAGUUUCCUGUCAUCGAGGUUUCGGGUGAUAGGAAAAGGCGAUUAAUACUACCAGAACCCAUAUCAUGGGAUGGUACAAUCGAACAAUUACGUGCGAAACAGCAGAAAAAAGAAGAUGACGAAGAAAGGAAAAGGAAAAACAAGGAAGAGCAGAUGAGGAGAAGACUUGAACGAGAGCAAGAAAGGGAAGAAAGGAGAAGGCUGGCAGAGGAAAGAAGAAAGGAAAGGCUGAAGAAAUUAGAGCAAGAUAGGCUAAAGAGGGAAGAACGUAUCAAAAAGAUAGAGGAGAAAAAACGAAUAACAUCUUAA
Molecule: messenger RNA, 2061 nt
Organism: Lytechinus variegatus (green sea urchin)
Lineage: Eukaryota; Metazoa; Echinodermata; Echinoidea; Temnopleuroida; Toxopneustidae
Exons: 4
Coding region: 1-2061 (686 amino acids)
Cellular component (GO): nucleus
Molecular function (GO): DNA binding
Source: RefSeq, a predicted model, not a curated record